AUGAAAUGUUGUGGUGGUUCUGGCUUAUCAACAGGAAGAACAUGGUGGGUUAGUGACAUAUCGUGGACAACAGAUAGUUUGUUAUUGAUUGGUAUUACUCGUAAUGGCGCAUUGUUUAUAACAUCAAAACUCGGGGAGCCUGUCAAACUCGUCACAACAGGUCAUGGUAUGAAUCUAGGACCAAGUCUUUUUCUGUCCCUCCAUCCACGCAUUACUGUAAAAUCUUUCCAGGAAAAUAUUCCACCUGAAAAUUCCGAGAUAUCAUCCGGUUCGGAGAAGGAUAUUUUCCAUCAGAAGUUCUCGGUUUGUGUUCAUCCCAGCCAGCCUCUUAUGUUGUGCUCUGAUGGAUAUAUGGUUACCAUAUUCGAUUUAAACUCAAAGCCUGAUUAUAGCGAACUCAUUACAAAAUUAACUAAAGAUGCCACACGAUUUCUGUCCAGCGAUUCAACUUUACACGAGUCAGAAAAUACAACUUUGGAGAAAAGCGUCACCGACGUGACCGCUGCUAGCACGUUUAUGGCGAAAUAUGGAAAGGAUGUUGGUGAACAUAGCUCACCUGGAAGCACGUUAUCAGAAACAGCAACAGGUUUUGGGAUUGUGCAAGAUAUUGAAGCUGGUGUAAUUACAUUCGGUGACACGGAGGAUAACAAGUGUAGCUUUCUCAACGUUGAGGAAAUGAGUGUCAAGCAGAAAAUAAUGAAAGCAGAAAGCAUUAUUUUACAAGGAUUCGGAAUAGGGACAUCAUGUGGGAUACACUGGUCAGCAAACAUGCAUGUGGCUUUAAACUUGCUCAUUCAUACGUGGGUUAAAUUGUUAACAAUUUUACUGGAAGAUGAAAGCCAUUGCGGUCUGGCGAAUAAUGAUGCGUUGCUUCACAACAUUGCAUCAUUUGUUCAGUCCUGUUUUGAAGCUUUUCGUUGGGAUGUGAUUUACCAACACUGUUUACCAUGGUUAACUCAGUUCGUUCAUUCCACCAUAAAAUGCUUGGUUAGUUCAAACAAGUUUGAUUUUCAAGAUAUAAUUGAUUUAUGUAAGACGAUAUUGCGGAUGGCAGAAGUCUUUCUUCGUGAAAUAUACUCGUGGGCAGCUGCUGGUAACUGCACUAGUUCGCAUUUCUUAGGCGACAACUAUUCGCCGUCAUUUGACAAAUGUUCUGAACCUUGUUCUCAUUAUGGCGGUCCAACCAUUGAGAAAUGCGUUAAUCACGACUGCAAGUUAGAUCAAUCAUGGUUAACCUUGUACCAUUAUGUAUGUAAGAAAUACAAAUCAAACCUCAAGACUGGGGUUCGAAAGACGCACACUUCUGAUGAAAGAUUGCUUCAGAUCCUUUGCUGGAUUCAGAGAAAACUGCAAGCCAUGAACUCGUCAAGAAAUCUUACUUUGCCAAUAAGUUUAGAAAGUCUGUCUGAUCAAGGAUACAAGAUGUACUUAGAUGGAAACUACAAGCAGGCUGUUGACCUUUUGGAAAGAUCUUUUCAUGAAAACAACAAAGAAAUUUGUUUAUCCGAGGUGAAGGAUUUUGUCACAUCUUCUUCUUUGGAAUUAAAUCAACCUGAUUCAUUAGGGCGGCGACGUCUGUCAAGUUUCGGCGCUUCUCUGAUAGAGGAAGACCUUUUCUCGAAGUUAUCAGCAGAUAUAGAGACUCUGUUGACUAUAUUGUAUAUCAACCUGGAGAACUAUGAUCUCAAAGCAGCUUUAGGCUUAGUUUAUUCAUUUAUUGAUACAACUCGCGAUGUUAAUCUUCGGGAUAUCUUAAACACAACGUACGAAGGAAAUCAAGCACUCAUUACUGUCGAUGAUACGGAAGUUAAAGUAACAUCCUCGUCUUCGUUAAAGAUGGUACAGAUGUCAGUGUUAGUGAAAUAUCCCCUUGCCUGGAUUACAGAUAAUCGUGGGAUACCUGUUGUUCAACAGUUAGCAAGAUUUAUGACUUGUUAUUUCACAAACCUACCCCUUGUCAUACCAAAGCCGUUUCGGUCUCAAACAACAACAACUUGUUUCAAUGAAUCAUGCGAAGAUGUCAUCCCCUCAACCCACACUUCUACCAUAAAGAAUCUUUCUCAACAAAGAUUGACAGAAGUUAUUAGUCAACAAAAACUCGAACAUCUUUGGACCGCUGAUCACACAAUGGAAAUGUUACUUGUUUCUGGUUUACUUGGAGAAGCCGCGUGGUUUGCAAAUUGUUUAGGGGACUGGAAGAUAGCAUUUCUUUUGUCUGUGACGGAGCAAUUUCGAAUGAGAAACGAACGAUAUGUUAAGAAGUCAUAUGAUCAUGCAAAGAUGGCCAUUGAGGUGCCUGAACCAAAACGGUUAAUGAAGGAAAGAAUACAUACUAUUUUGAAACUUGAUGGAAAUUUUAUGGAAGGUGAUGUUGUUGAUGGAACACGAGAGAUAUUUGACGAUGAAGGUAUAUCCAACCUGCGAAAUCUUUUGGAAGCCAGCGUGAUUACAGAACUCAACCUUGUUCCCGAGAUAAUCAAACAAUUGAUUGUGAUAUUAAGAAAGAUUAUUUCAAAACUUGAUUGGAUGGUUCCACAAGAUCUUUAUUUGCCUGCACCACCAUUAUACUGCCCUCAGCCAGCAAGAAAUGAUGGGGAUGUUUUAAGUGAAGAAACACGCAAAGAAAUUUCCUUACGAAGUGAGAUCGCCAUUAUUGUUCAGAAAAUUUUAGCAAUGUACAGAGCUUCAAGUUGUUUCCUGCACUGUGCUCAAGAAUAUUGUAAACAUGUUGUAAGAAACCGGAGUGAUGAUCAUGCUGAAGCAUUGCCGACUAUUAUUAAAGAAAUUAUCAGUACAAACAGCGUUUACAUUGAUACACGUGAUUACGAAAAUCUGGAUUCAGAAGUAACGCGAAGCUUCCAAGAAUUCUGUAUCCUAAUGUGGUUACUUGAUGUGAGGAACGAACUUGCUCUUUCAUCACGAAAAUACAGUAAAGUGAAGCAGAAUCUAUCCCCAGUUUCAAAAGACGAGGAAAGACAAGAAGUUUUCAAACAUUGUACGGAUGUGUUAGUGUGGUUGCAAAAAUUGUUGCCAUUUUCUAAUUUUCUUGAUGCUGACGCUGAUGUGUUGGAUGGUAUUCUCACUUUGCUCUCUGAAUCACCUCUGACUUAUGAAACUGUUGAUAUUCUCGCACAACAUUUCCACACUCCUGAUCCCGCCAUGACUAUACCUACCACAGAUAAACUAAAUAGAAUGACUCGAAAGAUACGCAAUUAUGAUGAGGAGUUUGAAAAAGGUGAAUCACUUACAGUUCGAUUUCAAAAGCAGUGUAAGAAACAAAGAAAAGAGAAGAAAAACGUUCCUGUGCAGCUUGAGAAUCAAUUCUUAGAAGUUCUCCCUGAUUUCUGUGAGAAUCUUGACUUUCAACAUGAUUUUGCUUUCCUGCGCUUCCUGGACACCUUUCUACUCAUCACUUUAGCAAAGAAUGUUACAAGCGAGGAUUACAAGAAAGUACCGUUGAUUCUUCCAUAUAAAGAUAUGCCGGUACUCGAAGCAGACUUGUCUUCAGUGGAGACAAUGGCGAGGAGGAAGGUAAAGGCUCCUGGAAAGAGUAGCUUGAGAAUCCAACGGAGUGAAAGUUUUCAUGACGUAGGAAACAUAAAGAAAAGAACAGAAAGUGGUUUGUUUUCAUCAGAUGAUCACGACCUGAAUAAGCAUACACCAUUAAAACGUACCAAUAGUCUGAUUGACUUGCGUAGAAUUCAAAUAUCGAGCUUUAGCGAGGAAUUACAAGCGUUUUUGCCUAAACUCUUGUGGUUGAAACGCUGGUGUUUGAUAGACGAAACCCAGAAAGGAAAUCCAGCAGUCAACAGGAGUUACUCAUUUUUAAAUACGACUACCUCACCGACUGCUAUCAGAGUACAGCUCCCUCUCAAACUUGUUGUUAAUACCUUGUGGUUGUUUGAGAAUUAUUACAACGAUUUUGCCAAAGCAAAAGGGAAGUGUGUGCGAGGGAAACCAUCCCGUGUAAAAAAGAAGAAAAGAUCCUUUAAGAAAGGAGUUCCGCCAUUAAAUAUGAGGAAAGAUGAUCCGGUUGAAGGUGAGUCAAAACAGGAUGGUGAAGUUCUACCUGAGACUGCAGUGGAAGUGGAAAAAGGCAAAGCAGAGUUACAAGGUUUUGUAAGCAGCAAGGGAGCUGAUGAUCCUUCUUUAUUUGCUGCCGUUUCGCAAGAGGACAACAUGGAAGAAGCUGGAAAAUCUUUUGAAAAAAGCGAGGUACAAGGAUUGGAGGCAAAAAGCAAAAAACAUGCCAAAAUGGAUGAGCAAAAUCUCCUAAAUGUGGAGUCUUUUAGUGAGAGGGGGUCACAAGAUUGUGACACUGUAAGACGAAGACGCAAAAGAGGAACAAAGAAUCAGGAGAUGAGGAAACACGAAGUAGAAAAAAGUUUGACACAGGAAAAAUUUGUAGAUAGCACAGAUGAAACUAUGGGAGUAAAGACGAACGGCCAAUUGAGCGCAACCGAAAGAAAAAAAGAAAGACAGAGAAAAGGAAUCAGAAAUAUUUCAGUUAUUCUUGAUCACGACGAGGCAGGUAGAUCUGACUCACAAGGUAAUACUAAUAUUACUGAAGAACAAGCCGAUUGUCGCCAUAAUCGUCCCUUGAAGAAAAUACACGCACCCAUAUUAAACCAAACGGAAGGAGAAAUGCGGGGUAUUGCAAGUAUGUCUGGAGUAAGAAAUAAGAACUUCUCUCCAACCUCAUCUUCAUUAGGUAGCAAGUGGAAGAGUUUUGGAUCCAUCGACGGAGAUAUGCCUUUGUUUUCUUUCACAUCUCAAGACGACUCUAAAAUCGUUAAUGGUAAGAAAUAUGGAUCUUUAAGUGAGAUGGUAUCUGCAAGUGAUGUUAACGAAGCUGGUGUAGUUGGUGCCUAUCCAAGAAUCUUUAGUGUGGAUGACAUGUCGCUAUCCUCUGAGUCAUUGAGUGUUGGACAGAUACGUAAUAAUGUUGCAGUUAAAAUGAAACUCGCAGCUAACAUGAAUUCGGAUAGUUCGGUUACAACUGCAAGCAACUAUAAACAGACGAGACAUCGAAAAACAACCAAAAGAAAAGUACAAAAAGAAAGCAGUAGUUGCGAUUCAGCAGAGCAGCCACGAGUGAAGCCUGUCGAUGAGGGGGAUUUGUUAAGAAGGAUAAUUAGAUCUGAAAUGAGAAAGUUUAUAAAGGCGCAACAGGCUGAACACAGAUCGCAGUCAUCGACAAUUAAUACAACUGAAGAGAAUUCAAGUGCUUCCAUAUACAAAGACGAAUUACACAGGACAAACAAUACUAGGAAAAGUCGAUUUAACCGGAAAAUAAGGCAAGAACCUUCCACGUCUUCUGGAAAGAAUCGUGGCAAAACAAAGAAGGAUCCUGUGUAUGCAUCAUCUCAACAACAAUAUAGAGACAGUCAGACAUCAUCAGCUCCUGUAUACAAACAAGCAACGAGUGAUCAAGGAAAAAUAUACCAACCUUCUACGGAUGAGGGUAAAACAUCACAUCACAAAUCAUCCACCAAUCAUCACGAUACAGUGGAAAACUCUCCUCGCCCACCUGACAUCAAUGAGCUCAAACUCUCCGAAGCAACGGCUUUUGUCCCAAACACUUGUCCAAGCAAUGAUAAUAGUGGAAUAUUGAAUGCUGCAGCACCAAACCAAACACAGGAGUCCGCUCACUAUCCCUUUCAAGUGUUUCCACCAAUUGUCAGUGACGUUCAAUUUCCAAGCGCUACAGGAUGGCCAAUUUGGUACAAUCCAACACUCCCCCCUCCACCCUGGCUUUGGUCAAACGCUGCUCCGAGAGUUAACAGUGACAAAGGAACACAAGUUGAGAAAAUUGAACAAGAUCAUGUGACUGAGAAUACCCGGACGAAACCUUCCGUAGUCGAGGUACCGUUGACAAACCAGGCGGUGGACUCCCAUGAUAAUAUCAAAGACAAAAUAGUUAGUGUUGCUGUCCAAACAACAGAUAUUGUGGACAAGAAAGAAGAAACUUUAAUCAAACGUGAUAUUAGCAGUGAAGAACCAACUCCGAAUAACGUUCCUUUCUUGUUAUCACUAAAAGACCAAGUUGAUGCCAGCAAUGAAGACCACGAGAUGAAAGAGCCAGAUACUGCGAACUACAUUCUACCUCCACAGAAAGCACAAGCAUCAAACACAGGCGAUGAUCACGAGAAACACAAUGUUUUCACAAAAGACCUAUCCGAUGUUGAAUAUUCGAAUGACACGAGAGAUCCUAAAAUGAAUAUUGCUCCCACAAAUGACGACCCUUUCACAAUUCCUCUUCUAAAAUUUCCAACUGAAGUUCAUAGCCAUACUCCAGACUCAUUACCAUUCAAGAUUGCUUGGCCAGAACACGCCGACCCACAACGAGUUCCAGAUAGAGAACUACCACUAUUACAACUCAGUAAUAACGAACAAACUCAAGAUCCGGCGGAAUAUUUAUCGUUCCCAGAACAAGAACCGAUGAUAAGGCAUUUUGAAAACACUCCUUUCCUGCAUUUCUCCAGACGAGACAACGAAGACAGAAAUUUCGAUGAUUUUCGUUUAGUCCAAGUACCUGAAAAUGACGAUUUUCAGUUUCCAUUACUUUACCUACCUGAAACAGAUAUGGUCCCACCUAACCUUUACCCAGAGUUUGAAAGUAGAUAUGCCGGUGAUCCCGAGAAAGACAAAUCAGGAAGAAAUAAAGGAAUUUCAGACAACGAUGAAUUAGUAGGCGAAAGAUCAAAAGCAAGGGUAAAAAGACGAAACCAGCUGUAUAUGAAUGUCACCGCAAGACCAACUGGUGCGCCUUUCUCAAAGAAAACGUCCAGAGAUGGUCCUUUUGAAGAGGCAGCAGGUGAUGCCACGCAUGUAACUGUUCAGUCUAACGAUGAGAAAUCUGCUUCUCGUAAUGGCAAAAGCAAGAAAAUGAAACCAAGACGUCGUAAGUUAAAAGAACUUAAUGACAUCAUUCGAGAUCUUCAACGUGACGUAACGAACGAUGAUGACCUGAUUGUUUCUGAGGUAUCUUCAAUAUUGAGCCCUGGGGUACGCUAUGAGAAUUUCGAAACAAAACCCAGUAAGAAUUACAAUGAACCUGGAAGUACAAAGAAAAUACCUACCAUGAUGUCGCAUAAGGAUGAAAGGACGCAUAGAGGAAGCAAUGUAACAUCAACAGCAUCUUCACGUCUUCACAGACCUUCACAAGUGUCUGCUCGUGAUAUUCACACUGAAAUACCGUCUUAUAUUCCGGAACCGUCAAUAGCUAUUGAUGCGAAAGUUGGUACAGAAAAUGUUCUUCGCUUUCCAGUUUCUGUUCAAACUGACACGAUGGUGGACGUUGCUCGAGAAACAUUUUCUAGUCCACGACACGAAACAACUGAACCUAUUGUUGAGACCAGGAAACCCAGAGUUCAAACUAGAGAACUAAGCAUUCAAACAGAGAAAGAAUACAAAAAUAUGCCAGCCAGGAUCGACACGUGUGACGUUGCCAUUAACACAGAUAACAUACAAAAACAUGAGAGCAAAGCUGCAACCAGUCUUUUCCCUCGUGUCCCAACUGAUGUGUACCUCGAUAUUCAAGACAUCGAUCAAAAGCAAUCAGAAAUCACUUCAUCGUCUAAAGAUGCAGACCGAGAAAAUGGACCGAGAAUGUUUCUUAGUGUUGUCGAUGUUACAGAGGAGGAUGUGAGAAGGCAAACACAGGAUAAAAAGGAAGCUAUUGUUGAAGAGAAAGAAGAUAUUGAUUAUCGUAAGAAUGAAAACACGCCUAAUGUUGAGGGUAUAAAGAAUUAUAGUCCCGUGUCACCGACGUCCCAAACAUCUGAGAAAAUAUUGGUAAAUGACAUUGAAAAAGGUGAUGGUACAACAGUUGCUGUUUUCUCUCCAAAGGACUUCCAAAGCUCAAGAUUGAAUCAGCAAACUAGCCGUGGUAAUACUCCAAAUCAAGCACAAAGAAUUUCGAAAGGAAAGCUCUCACUGCAACUGCAAGAAAUGAAUGAACAGUUUGAUGCUAUUGAGGAGUUAACCCAGAAUAUGGAACAGGAUUUACAAAGGUCAAACAGAUUGCUACGUACCAUUGAGAAUCUAAACAGGGUUACUGAUCACGCACCAAAAGUCGACAAGUGGAAGAGAGAUGUUGAUGAAAACGUUGAAGGAGGAACCAGAAAGCAAACACGCAACGCUGCUAAAGUCAAUACAAGGAUGGCGAUGUUUCCUGAAACUGAGAACACCAAUUAUCAUGGUGAAUUGACGGAUGAAAACGAAAUGUCACAGAAAAGCAGUCAUGUUCAAUACGAGCAUAAGAAAUCAGUUUUAAACACUCGUCCUUGGGUUAAUAAACCUAUGGAAGAAUUAACAAACUUCGCCCCCGAUGAUCGCAAUGGUAAACUUCAAGAGAGAAGCGUUGAUUCUCUGGAGAACAGUCGGGAGAAAACGCCGAUAAAGACUAAUGCUGCAAAUAUGUCUGAUGCCUCGGACGAAACGUCAAGCUCUAAAACUGACUUUACAGAUACGAAACUCAAUGGUGAUUCAGAGGAAUAUAAGGAUAAACGGGAGGGUAUUCAAAGCCGGAGGAGUAGCGAAUCAAGCCGUCCUAUCAACAUAUCGGAGUCACGCGUAAAGAAGUCGGAGCUGUCUGAAACUAUCGGAGCUGAUACAUUUAAGCUAUCACUAACGCCUGAAGACGUAUUAAAUAUCUCUAGAGAAAAAUUGACAGAAAUUUUGAUGGGAACAGCGACCCCAACUGUCGCUAAAACCAGAAGUCGCGAUAAAACCCCCCAGAAACAAGAAGAGUUGCGAGAGUGGAUGGCGAGAAGAAGAAAACUACGACAUAAAGAAUGGAGUCAGAAACUGGAUGAAAAGAGAGAGACAGAGUUCAAACCAUUCCAGAGUAAAAUACAGAAAGAGAAAGUCCAGCUAUCGUCAAAGAAACUUAAAAAGUGCGAAAAAGAAAGGCAAGAUAAUCGAAGAACGCAAAAAAAGGAACAUGUCGAUGAAAGAUUGCUGUCCGCUUACGAUCUUAUGAAUGAAAUGGUUGCAGAGCACGCACCAAAAAGAGCUCCUUUAAUCACUCAAAAUUCUGUGACAAAUUCCCAGCGUAAAACCGGCAAGAAAACAACUCGGGUGAAGGCAAACAAUCGCUACAAGGAGAACAGAAAUCUCGACCGUAAAAAAGGAAGAAAGAAACCAACUGAGAAAGCAAACUGGAAAUCAACGAGAGAACUUUCUAACACUCGAACCAUUCCUAGUCAGGCUGGCUUGACAAGGUUAAACAGUUCAGUGAAUACGGAGCUUAGCGUGCAAAACAGCGAUUUACCAGAAGUAUAUCAUCAAUACACGGGGGUAGACCAUUCCUUAGAUCCACGUGUUGAUGAAUUGCUCGAAGAUGUGUCUCUGGGUGACCCCCUUGAUUUCCAGAGAUUAGAUAAUAUUGAUAGUCUGCUCAGUGGAGAUAGCGAACUACGAGAUUUGUUAAACGAUGUCAUAGAAAACAAACAAAGUCGUCGCAGUUUGUUGGAAACCGACGGAAACCGAAGGAACUCGAUGGAAGGCAGAUGGAGGGAUUCAAGCCCGUUUGACGAAAAGAGAAUAAUGUUGGAUACUUUCAAAGUAGAUCGAAUGGAGAAGGCGAAAGAUUCACAUGAGAAACAUCCUGACAUUUUAUCAGUGAAUGAAGAGGACAACUUAGAAAUGUCUGAUGAAGUCGCUGCACUUUUGGCGGAAGCCAAAGCAGCAAUUGGGGAUGAUUUUUCAGGAACAAGCGAAGUUGGAGAUAUUGAUUGGAAUGAAGUUGACGCGGUGUUAGAACAAAAUAAUUGAUGUAGAAGAUAGUAAAGUUUAUGCGUCUAUUACUUCUGUUUACAUCUCCAAAUGUAACGUAAAAAUAACUGGAGUUGCAUGAUCAUAUAGAAAAUUGACUUUUUCGUGUGUUAAGUCCAUUUGCUGCCACUUGAACUACUGUACUGUUGUAAAUGCGUGAAGGGUGUCAGUUUUAAAAAUA
Molecule: messenger RNA, 9961 nt
Organism: Dendronephthya gigantea
Lineage: Eukaryota; Metazoa; Cnidaria; Anthozoa; Malacalcyonacea; Nephtheidae
Exons: 29
Coding region: 1-9780 (3259 amino acids)
Source: RefSeq, a predicted model, not a curated record